Messenger RNA from Teleopsis dalmanni, 1387 nucleotides. RefSeq lists its product as uncharacterized. The transcript is spliced from 3 exons. Lineage: Eukaryota; Metazoa; Arthropoda; Insecta; Diptera; Diopsidae. The record is from RefSeq and is a predicted model, not a curated record. Bases 355 to 1098 code for a protein of 247 amino acids.
AAACAAUUUUGUGUUUAUCUAUUCAAAAUUCCCGGUCACUUCAAAACAUGUUUCGAACUUUCUUCAACAAAAUUUUUUAAUAUUUAGGGUAUCAAGAAGUAUAUAAGGAAAUAAAAUAUUUGGUAACGUGCCAUUGACAAGGUGUACAAGAAUAUAUAGAGUCCGAAGAUAACAUUCGGAAUGCAACUAUCACGUUUUCCUAUAUAUAAUAAAUCGUAAUUCACGCUUAACAACAAUUUCUCGUUGGGACAUAAACUUCUAAUUGGGAUUCAAAAACACGAGUUUUGUAACAAGAAUUGUUGGCCUGACGUAUACUAGAUAUUUAAUACAUAAUCAUUUAAUAAACAAGUGAAAAUGAAUAAAAGUUCGAUAUCUGGCAAUGCCACUAAACCUGAAAGUAUAACAUUAAAAUAUAAAGGUGAUGGAACGUCUGUGUCUCCUAAGGAUAGAAAAUAUGGAGGAGAUACAAUAUUUCAAAAUAAUGAUUGCCCCUUAACAAGUGAACAAUUCUUAAGAGCAAGACAGAAAUUUGUUCUUCUUGAAAAUGCAAAUAGUACAAACGAUAGGAAUGCCUCAGCAGGAAAAGAUGUUAAUAAAAACAAAAACAGUUCCAAACCAGUUGAAGCAAAUAGAAAUCUUCCGAAGGAGUUUGCAGAGAAAAGUUACUCAACCAUUAACACUGAACAUGAAAUCAACCCUCCAUUUCAGCCUCUACUCUAUGAGGGAUCAGCCUCCACAGUCUCACCUGUAGAACUGAAUCCAAAUGAAAACCUUAUCUAUAAAACUGAAGCGCCAAUGGUACUACCUAAUGAAAAGCCAUGCUUGAGUAAAGAAUGUAGUGUUUUGUUUGGAAUAGGUACAACUGACCUUCAAAAAGAAUUUGAUUUUAAAACGAUACGAAAUAAAUUUAAAAAUUGGGCGGAGCCCAAAAACGAUAACGUAAAGAGGUUAAUAGCUAAACUCGAAAGAAAAACUAAGACUAGUGAACACGAUGGAAGAGAUCAAGUGAAAAAGAAGAAGGAAUAUGGCAAGAUGAUUUAUGAGGAAAAUAACACAAAAAAUGAUGAAGGCAAUAACCAUCGGACCAACCCGAAAUAGUAUCAAACUUGUGCCAAAAAACCAAUGAAAAAAGUUGCUCAACUACUACUUCUUAAUUUUGGACUCACUUAACAAAUCAUAUCCAAAUAAUGUCAUCAACUAACAUUAGGUUAAAUUCUCAUACCCGGAUAAUAAUGACUAAUUAAUAUUUACUAAGUAAAUGUAUGAAUACCAUAGUAUACAAAAGUCAUCUUGAAAACCUUAACACCCAAAACCCACAUCCCAAACCCCAAACCUUAAACACCAUUCAACUUUUAUCUUAAUAAAUAAACACAUGCAUGAAUUACGA